AUGCCGGAAGAAAGGCUAGACAGGCUAGACAUUUUGCCUCGACCCGCCGCCGUUGAAACCAUUCCCUCAUCCGAUUCCCCGACCUCACAACGUUCACGACGCCAUUCCGACGAAGAGGACCAGAGAAUCACAUAUGCUUUCGGACACAAUGAUUAUUUACUUCCCGAGAACUUCAAGACUUUGCGGAGACAAGACAUCCCGGUCACUUAUCGACUACACGAUGAUCUACUGCGAUACUAUAGAAAAGUGUUUUCCUUUAUCAAAUCAUCAAAUUGGACGCUGUCAAGAACACAAUCAUCCUCUCUGGGAGCUUUGAACUCG
This is a messenger RNA of Mesorhabditis belari, 321 nucleotides long. The record is from the annotation of a GenBank genome assembly. NCBI's taxonomy places the organism in Eukaryota, Metazoa, Nematoda, Chromadorea, Rhabditida, Rhabditidae.